UUUAAGAAGUGAGAAAAAAAAAAGUUAGACUUUACUUUUAGCUGGUAUUGCUGGGUUUAACACCUCCGUUUGCUUGUUGCAUAGUUUUCUUCUCCACUGCUUCUAGGCCAUUUUAUUUAUUAAAAAAAACCGCAAUCAUUUUCUCUCAUCAUGCAAUGUGCACCAAAACUCUGCAGAUUUCAAGAUCAAUACUAGUUUACAAACAACAUCACCAAAAAUUCCAAACACCUCAAUGAGUUUCAAUGCGCCGUGUAUCACGAAAACUGCACCAAUUUUUGGGACCAAAAUCUCACGAAACCUCAUUUCAUUACACCGACCUACUACACCAUUGCAAAACCACCGACUGCAUUAAAAAAACCCACGCCCAAAUCGUUAUCGGAUGCCACGAACAAGACCCAUUUAUCGCUGCUAAACUAAUUGACAGAUAUGCACAGCUUGGCGGAUCCAACGUUGAACACGCACGCAAAGUGUUCGACAAUUUGUCCGAAAGAGAUGUUUUCUGUUGGAACGUUGUCAUCAAGGGUUACGCUAAUAUGGGUCCAUUCGUUAAAGCAUUAAACGUUUAUGAUGAGAUGCUUUCGAGUGGUACUACUCCGAAUCGCUACACUUACCCUUUUGUGCUGAAGGCUUGUAGUGCUGAGAGGGAUUAUAUAAAGGGACGAAUUGUUCAUGGGCAUGCUGUGAAGUGUGGGUUGGACUUUGAUUUGUUUGUGGGUAAUGCUAUUAUUGCGUUUUAUGCAAAGUGUCAGGAGAUUGAAGCGGCAAAGAAAGUGUUCGAUGAAAUGCCUAACAGAGAUGUUGUUAGUUGGAAUUCCAUGAUGUCGGGAUUUAUCACGAAUGGGUAUGUGGAUGAUGCUGUAAUGCUAUUUUAUGAUAUGUUGAGAGAUGAUGAUAUUGGUUUUCCUGAUAAUGCCACACUUGUGACUGUUCUCCCUGCAUUUGCUGAGAAAGCAGAUAUUCAUGCAGGGUAUUGGGUUCAUUGUUAUAUUGUCAAGACAGGGAUGAAACUUGAUCCUGCUGUUGGUUGUGGUCUUAUAACAUUAUACUCAAAUUGUGGCUAUAUAGCCAUGGCAAGAGCUGUUUUUGACCAGAUAUCGGAUAGAAAUGUCAUUGUUUGGAGUGCAAUUAUUAGGUGCUAUGGGAUGCAUGGUUUUGCGCAGGAGGCGCUCGGUAUGUUCCGGCAAUUAGUUGAUUCUGGCUUGCAUCCGGAUGACAUUGUGUUUUUGUGUUUGUUAUCGGCUUGCAGUCAUGCAGGCAUGCAUGAACAGGGCUGGGACCUUUUCCAGACUAUGGAAACUCAUGGUGUUGUAAAAGGAGAGGCUCAUUAUGCUUGCAUCGUGGAUCUCUUUGGAAGAGCCGGUGAUCUGGAAAAAGCAGUGGAGUUUAUUCAAUCUAUGCCUAUCAAACCAGGGAAAAAUGUUUAUGGCGCCUUGUUGGGAGCCUGUAGAAUACACAAGAAUUUAGAACUCGCUGAAUUGGCUGCAGAGAAGUUGUUUGUUUUAGACCCUAAUAAUGCUGGGCGUUAUGUGAUUCUAGCACAGAUGUACGAAGAUGAAGGUCGGUGGCAGGAUGCAGCGAGAUUGAGGAAAAUAAUCAGGGAGAAAGAAAUCAAGAAGCCAAUUGGUUAUAGCUCUGUAGAGCUGGAAUCCAGUCAUAUCAAAUUUGGGGUAAACGAUGAGGCUCAUCCAUUAACAACACAGAUUUUUGAGACCUUGGUAAGCUUAGAUAGGAUAAUGGGUAAAGAAGCUCGCACUCGAUGUGAUGCCAUUUUGUAGGAACUAGGAAAUGGAGGACAAAGGGAUACACCAUCUAACUGUGUUGGAUAACUGAUACUAGUUAUCAAGAACUGAUAGUCACAUCUUUGUCCUCGGAGAUGAUCAUCAAUUUGCAAGAUCUGGGAUGCAUGGUUUUAUCUGCUGCUGCCCAUUCACCCAUUCUGCUUGAAGAGCUAUAUAAAAAAAAGAUUAAGUUCGUUUGAAGCUUGUAUUUUUCUCAAGAUCACCAAUGGUGUUGUUGUAAAUUAGAUUUGAUAAUAUUUUCAAAGAUUCUGCCAACGGUUGAUCUAAAAAUGAAGUGGUGAUCAAUAA
This is a messenger RNA of Vicia villosa (hairy vetch), 2087 nucleotides long. RefSeq names its product pentatricopeptide repeat-containing protein At3g24000, mitochondrial-like. Bases 243 to 1775 code for a protein of 510 amino acids. The record is from RefSeq and is a predicted model, not a curated record. Gene Ontology annotation, biological process: RNA modification. Gene Ontology annotation, molecular function: protein binding; RNA binding. NCBI's taxonomy places the organism in Eukaryota, Viridiplantae, Streptophyta, Magnoliopsida, Fabales, Fabaceae. The transcript has a single exon.